AAAUUAACCAACUUCUUGAAAACGCUACAGAUUUUUUCGGAAAGGACGUCUUUAAGAGUAUCUACAAUUUCACUUUAUUCGCAUUAAUGUUAUCUGCUUUUAUGCUGGAGUUACUAGUGGUUCUUCAGGACAACGAUACUGGAACAGGCAUCAAACCAAACAGAUUCGCACGUGACAUUAAUGAAAUUUCUCCAGAAAACACAAGCGUUUUAUCUGUAGCAAUUCCGAGUUUAAGAAAUCACAUCCUAUCGUCCUUAAACGCUACAGAAGAAGACGUCAACUCUGACCUUGAAUAUGAGCUUGAUAUGUUUCUUGAAGACGUGUUAGAUCAGUUAUCAUGUAAUGCAGGCCAAACAGAUUUUAACGAACUUGAUGAAGGAACUUUAACGUCAUGUGUGGAGACAGAGCUGUUUCCAAUGGAUUGGAAUCACCCGACGCUGGUCUCCAAAUCACUAUAUUCCCUUGCGAUAAUUCUUGCCUUUCUUCGUCUGUCUUCUAUCAUCGUUAUAAAUGAUGUCAUUGGACCGCUUCAGAUAUCGUUGGGAGGCAUGACUACAGACAUCAUCAGCUUUGGGUGUAUAUUCUCUGUAGUCUGGCUGGCAUUCGCAAUCGGAAUAAACCAGCUUUUGUUGCCGUUUCAGAAAGUUGAAUUAUUGAUUUGUCAACAGGAAAAUGAAGACGAUAGUUGCGUUGCAGGACCUUUUAGCACGUGAGAAUGAAUUUACCUCCGUAGGCCCUAACUAUAAACAUCGUUAUUGGCUCAAUGGCCUAUAUGAUAUAUAGGCUAACGAACCUAUCAACUAAUUCU
Anneissia japonica is the source of this 808-nucleotide messenger RNA. Its product is annotated as short transient receptor potential channel 7-like. Gene Ontology annotation, molecular function: inositol 1,4,5 trisphosphate binding; store-operated calcium channel activity. Gene Ontology annotation, biological process: regulation of cytosolic calcium ion concentration; manganese ion transport; calcium ion transmembrane transport. NCBI's taxonomy places the organism in Eukaryota, Metazoa, Echinodermata, Crinoidea, Comatulida, Comatulidae. The record is from RefSeq and is a predicted model, not a curated record. The coding region runs from base 87 to 713 and encodes 208 amino acids. Gene Ontology annotation, cellular component: membrane; cation channel complex. The transcript has 2 exons.